AUGGACCAACGUCUACGAUCUAAAUAUGUCUUAUAUUAUUUAUUAUUCAUAGGUGGUUUAUUAAUAAGUUUAAUAAUUUAUAGUUAUAAUUUAAAAUCUUAUGGUUCAGAUAUACCUAGUUGUAGGCCAGUUUGGAUGGGUCCAUCAUAUGCAAGAAUAAAAUCAUUUGAUGAAUCAUAUACGAAAUUAGCAUCAAAAUAUUCAUUAUAUUUAUAUCGAGAACAAGGUAAAAAUAAAAUACCAGAAGAACAAUCAACAGAUCAAUUAUUAAGUGGUAUUCCUGUUUUAUUUAUUCCUGGUAAUGCUGGUAGUUUUAGACAAGCAAGAUCAAUUGCAUCAGAAUCUUCAAAUUUAUAUUUUGAACAAUUGGAAAAAUAUACAGAAAUAAAUCCAAAUAUACAAGAGUUGGACUUUUUCACUGCUGAUUUUAAUGAAGAUUUUACAGCUUUUCAUGGAAGGACAAUAUUAGAUCAAGCUGAAUUUUUAAAUGAAGCUAUAAAAUAUAUUUUAGAAUUAUAUAAAGAUCAUAAUGAUCCACCACGGUCAGUUAUUAUAAUUGGACAUUCAAUGGGCGGAAUAGUGGCAAGAUUAAUGAUUACAUUGCCGAAUUAUUUACAAGAUUCAAUAAAUACAAUAAUUACAUUAAGUUCUCCACAUUCUGCUGCUCCAUUGACUUUUGAUGGUGAUAUCCUUAGAAUUUAUAAUGCAAUUGAUCAAUUUUGGUAUUUUGGUUAUAAUGAUCCUUUAAAAAAUGAAUAUUCAAAAUUGGCUAAUUCAAGAAUUAAAAAUGUUUCAUUAAUUUCAAUUACUGGUGGUGAAACAGAUACUACAUUACCAGCAGAUUAUACAACGUUGGGAUUUUUAGUACCUUCUUCUAAUGGAUUUACUAUUUUUGCAACUGGUAUACCUCAAGUAUGGACACCAAUUGAUCAUUUGGCAAUUGUAUGGUGUGCACAAUUAAGAACAAAAAUAGCAGAGUCAUUAUUAGAAAUUAUAAAUAAACAAGAUGUACAUAAAACAUAUUCAUUAGAGAAAAGAAUGGAAAUAUUUAGAAAUAAAUUCAUGACAGGAUUUGAAAGUUUAGCAAUUGGUGAAACUGAAUUUGAAUCAAACGAGAAUAGUAUACAAUUGGAGAAAGAUAAACAUUUAUCAUUAAUUUCAUUAGAUAAAAUUGAAGUUAAAUUGUGUAAAUCUGAAAAAUGUAUCACUAUGAAAUCUCAAUUAGUUCCUAAAUCUACUGGUGAUUUAAUAAUUUCAGAUUCUUCAUUAGGUGGAAAUGAACAACCAAUGCAUGUUUUGAAUAUACCUUCAAGUAUCACUAAUGAGUAUGAUUACUUAAUAAAAGGAGAUGCUGCAGAAUACCAAUUCAAUACAGAAACAAAUUAUAUCAUUGAUGGAAAUCUAAUAUUUGGAAAAUCAAUAACCAUACCUGAAGACCAUCCAUUAUCGUUCAAUAUCAACAUACCACAUGCUUGGAAUAGUUUGCUAGUAUAUAAUGCCAAAUUUAAUUAUGAACAAGGUGAUAAAUUUUAUUAUACAUUUGUUAGACAAUGGGUAGAAGAACCUUUUGAAACUAAAUGGCAUAUAAACUUACAACCAAAUAAAAAUUAUAAAUUAACUCAACAUAGUGUAUCACCAUAUGUCCCAUUUAAAUCAGACAGUAAUCAUGGAAUGAAUCUACAAAUUUGGUUAAAUUCAAAAUCAGAAACAACUAUAUCGAUAAGUAUAGAUUUAAUAUCAAGUUUAAAACUUUUAAUUUUGAGGUAUAGAUUAUCUUUAGUGUCGAUGAUACUAUCAAUUACAAGUCUAGUUACAAUUUUUCAAUACUUGAAAUUUGAUAAAUUUCCAAAUUUAAUAAACAGAUUAGGUUAUAUUAAUUCAAAAUACGGACUUAUCAUUGGUAUUAUACUAAUUAUAUUAAAUCCAAUUGUCAAAUCAUAUCCGCAUGUGUUUAACUUAAUUGAUUUAGUUGUAUUCCAAGAUUAUAAUGAGAUUAAUCUUAGUUUAAGUUCAAAUUUCAAAUUAAAUUCAUUUUAUUUAGGUUUACAAGAGAAUUUCUCGAUAAUUGGACUUAUAUUAUACUUUAUAUCAAAUUUUAUCCUUAUAUUAACAUACCACUUAAUUAUUUCAUGUUGUUAUUUACUAAAUUUCAUUAUUAAAAGAGUUAGAUCAAGUACAAAUAAUCGAAAUUCCAAGUAUAAAUUAUAUUUAACUAUAUUUUUAAUAGUUUUGAUACCUAUCUACAUCCCAUAUCAAGUUGUUUACGUCAUUUGUUGCUUAAUUCAAAUUAUAAAUGUAUUGAAAUCAUAUAAUAAUAAUCAAUUGUUUAAUUAUCAAGUAUCUUGGUUGAUUUUAAUGCUUUGGAUCUUGCCCAUCAACAUACCUAUCUUAAUUGUGUUCAUUCAUAAUUUAUCAAUUAAUUGGAAAACUCCAUUUAGUUCUCAUCAUAAUUUAUUAUCAAUCUUACCGAUACUAUUACUUGUACAGAAAAAUAAUCAACUAGAAAAACUCAAACAAUCAAAAUAUAACAUAUUGAUAAUCUUGGGGUUAGGGUACCUUAUUUUUUAUUCAUUGAUUUAUGGUAAUCGACAUACGUUUUGGUUAUAUCAUUUAUUUAAUUUUGUAAGUUUGAUCAAUUUGAUAAUAUUAAAUAUAGAGAAAUAG
Molecule: messenger RNA, 2664 nt
Organism: Insectozyma verbasci
Lineage: Eukaryota; Fungi; Ascomycota; Pichiomycetes; Serinales; Debaryomycetaceae
Source: the annotation of a GenBank genome assembly